AUGUCUUCAACAGCAACGGCGACUGUUGCCCAAUCUUCAACUCACCUGUCUGUCUCUGAAAAGGAUACUUCUUACGUCCCCCGUGGGCCUGUGGAAGCGGAGAUCUCCUUCUCGAUCCCUCCGAGUGACGGAUCUCGGCCAUAUCAAUAUGUUGAGACUCCACAAGGGGAGCAAACUCGCAACUACCAUGACGAUGGCCACUCAGUCACAAUAACUGACAUUCGUCACAAUGAAUCUCAGUUCAAACUGGACUACAACGCCUUUGAGGCUCUCGGAAACAUUCACUCCGCAGCGGAGCCGUCUUUCACCGACGAGGAGAACAUAAAGUCAGUGUACUAUCCAGAGGUUGAGAGGCUGAUUCUCGACAACGUUCCCGGCGCAAAUCGCGUUUUCAUCUUCGACCACACAAUCCGCCGCUCGCAUUCAGGUGCCAAACGUACGCCAGCCUUGAAAGCACAUAUAGACCAAACCCCGGCCUCGGCAGAGGCGCGGGUUAGGUACCACCUGCCAGAGGAAUCAGAGCAACUUCUGAAGGGCCGCUAUCGCAUCAUCAACGUGUGGCGCCCAAUAAAUGGGCCCGUACAAGCAUACCCUCUUGCCUUUGCAAAGGCAACAUCGGUUAGUGAUCAGGACAUCAUGCCUGUCGAGCUUCGGUAUCCCAACCGAAACGGGGAAACGGCUGCUAUUAAGUAUGCGGAUGGCCAGGAAUGGCAUUACUGGUCAGGCAUGACGAAUGAUGAGAGGUUGUUGCUGAAAUGCGCGGAUUCCAAGGAUGUUCCGGGGAAACGGGUACCGCAUACUGCUUUUGUCGAUCCCAGAACUCCUGCCGGUGCGCCUGAGAGGGAGAGCAUUGAAGUCAGGACUUUGGUAUUUGGUUGA
Histoplasma capsulatum G186AR is the source of this 879-nucleotide messenger RNA. RefSeq lists its product as uncharacterized. The transcript has a single exon. The record is from RefSeq and is a predicted model, not a curated record. Gene Ontology annotation, molecular function: oxidoreductase activity. Lineage: Eukaryota; Fungi; Ascomycota; Eurotiomycetes; Onygenales; Ajellomycetaceae. The coding region runs from base 1 to 879 and encodes 292 amino acids.